AUGACGACGAAGCGCGAUCAAAUCAUCAAUGAGAUAUACAAUACAGAAGAGUUUUAUGUGUGUUCUCUUCAGACGUGCUUUGACUUUUUCUAUCAGGAGCUGAUUUCAGAAGAGAGCUCGACCAUCAUCCCAUAUGAAGAUGUCACAUUGAUCUUUGAACGCUAUGAAGAGAUAUUGGGAGUGAAUAAAAGAUUCUUUUUAGCCCUUCGGAGACUGAAAGAGAACAACCAAAUGACGACUUCGAUAGGACAGACCUUUAAGUUGUACCUUCCCUUCUUUAAGUGUUAUUUCUUCUAUAUUUCGCACUAUGAUUCUGUUAAUAAAUUGUUAAGUAAAUAUGAAAAUGAGUCCAAAUUUAAUAAUUUACUUGACAAAAUAGUCCAGAAGAUUCCAACAUCGACUCACUUAGAUUUGAGGAGUUAUUUAAUUAUGCCCGUCCAGCGAUUGCCAAGGUACCAACUGUUACUCGUCGACUUAUUUAAAAACACUCCAAAAGAUCACGAGGACUACCCCUCGAUCUCUGCGGCCGUUGAUUUGAUUAAAAAGGUGACGACUGAUGUCAACGAGAAGACCAAGAUCUCUGAACAGAAGGAGAAGGUGACUAUAGCACAGAAUUACAUCUCAGGAUUAGACAUCAAAUUAGUUGAGCCCAAUCGAUUAUUAGUGCUUGAAGGGAGUCUAACUAAAGUGUGUAAAAAGACGAACAAGUCCCGGUACUUCUAUUUAUUCAACGAUUUGUUAUUAUACGGCCCGGGGGUGAAGAAGAUUAAUGUCAGCGAGUGGUUCUAUUUAAAACAUGUCUACAUCGAGCCCGACCAACGGUACCAGAAUGCGUUUAUAGUCAAAAAUAACGUGAAGAGCUUUAGUGUGUUGUGUGAAGACUCUUCCGAGAUGAAGACGUGGUAUACUGCUAUUCAAAAGUACGCGGAAAUACAGCGAAAUGGACUCCACGUCGAGGACAAAGACGACAUCGAGAUGAAAGAAGCUUGGGUUCCGGAUAACCUCGCGAAGAAUUGUAUGCUUUGUAAUCUCCCAUUCUCGUUAGUGACGCGAAGGCAUCACUGCAGGAAAUGCGGGAAGUGCGUAUGCGCCAAUUGCUCGAAAGGGAAGAUCACUGUGUCGAAGAAGUGUGGGAUGGAAAGGGUCUGUGAUCGCUGUCUCGAGAAGUAUGAGAAAAGUUCCGAAGACUCAGAGGUAACCAAGUCGGACGUCGACAAGACCGAAGUUCAAAAAAUUGAUCGCCACACAAAGAAUAGAAAGUCUGAAAAAGCAGAGAAGAAGAAACGGAAAUCGACUGAUGGAAAUUUGGAUGAAACAAUUGAGAAAGAGAGCGUCCCCCAAAGUCUCUCAAUAGGAGCUAUUGCGCUCAAAAAUUUUGAAUUGACUCAGAGCGAAGGAAGAAAGAAAAAGUCGUUUGGGAUCUUCAGAAAGAGUCGAAAGGACGAUUUUGAUCUUUCGAGUUCACCAGGAUUCGAAGAAAAGUCCGAGAGCACAAAUGACAGUGAAACACCGAAAACUGCACGAGUCGAAUCGAACAGUAAAGAACUCUUUGAAACGCCAAGAAGUGAAAUGAAUGAAAAUGUUAUAGAAAUUGAAGUGAAGAAAGAAGAAUUGAAUACUGUGGAGAAUACAAGAGAAGGAGUGACUGAUAUGAAGAAAGAAGAGCAGCAAAGUGUUCCAUUAGAGAACAGUCUUAAUGAAAACGAUCUUAAACCAAUAGAAGUACUCAAACCGUCGAAAGGAUAUAAAAAGAUUCAACCGGAAAUCCCACACGAAUUUAUGGAGGCAAAGAAUGAAGAAGUUAAACAAGAGAAUGUCAGUAUGGAACAACACAAUGGUAAUGAACCACAUGUUGUGAGCCAAAAGGAAUUGGAUAGUAAUCGGGUGACUCAUGAAGCCAGUGAUAUGAGUGUUCAACGCGAUAAGGAAAAAGUUGAACAAGAAGAAGUAAAAGCAGAGAGUCAAUUGGAUACCACCAAACAACAAGAAAGUGGUAUUGAAGUACCGACGCAUCCUCUUCAGAACGAAGAAAACACAAUGCAAAGGACACAAGAUGACACACAAAAUGAUGUUAAAGAGUGUGCACCUAAUACUAAAGAAAACAAAGACACUCUAAAAAAUGAUCAACAAGAAGUCAAAAAAGAAGUUGAGUUGUGUGUGAAAGAGGAUACUCCAGUUGUUACCCACAAAGAAUUUAUAAUUGAAGAACGCAUCAUAGGUGAGCCGAUUUUAAGUGUCGAGUUCAUUGGAAAGACUGUAAAUCAAGUGGAUGAUAUUCCUAUCGAAGAGAAGAAGCAAGUAGUCCCUAUUGAAGUCUUAGAAAAGGUCGUGGAGAGUGCAGACAAUGCUAAUGAGGAAGGGGAGUUACUUUCAUUUGCUGAGCGGACAAUUAAAUUUGAGAAAAGUACUUCAGGACAGCAGUCACAGACAGCAGAGAAGCUUAAAAGUGUUCUUCCCGUCGAUAAAAUUAUGCAAAAGAUCGAGAAAUUCGAGACAAAAGCAAGUGAAAAACAAGACUUAACAAAGAAAGACGAAUCAAACACAACACAACAUGAAAUCAAAAAAGUGGUAAUACCAAGAGUGUCUAUAAGCACUAAGAAAGAGAAUGUCCCUUUCAACCAAAAGGAUCGGCUGUCACUGAUCUUAGAAUGUCCAGAGAAAAAUGACGAGCCAAUUAUUGUGACUAAGAAAGAAACUAAAGUGGAGAGAAACCGCAGACUCUUUGAAGAGAAAAUACGUCAAGAGAAUGAACGAGUCAACAGAGACUAUCUCUUAAGGAAGACUCAGACAAAAAAGAAAUAA
Molecule: messenger RNA, 2802 nt
Organism: Entamoeba invadens IP1
Lineage: Eukaryota; Evosea; Mastigamoebida; Endamoebidae
Product: Rho/RAC guanine nucleotide exchange factor, putative
Exons: 1
Coding region: 1-2802 (933 amino acids)
Biological process (GO): intracellular signal transduction
Molecular function (GO): guanyl-nucleotide exchange factor activity; metal ion binding
Source: RefSeq, a predicted model, not a curated record